Lentinula edodes (shiitake mushroom) is the source of this 2418-nucleotide messenger RNA. RefSeq lists its product as uncharacterized. The record is from RefSeq and is a predicted model, not a curated record. The coding region runs from base 257 to 2140 and encodes 627 amino acids. Gene Ontology annotation, molecular function: oxidoreductase activity, acting on CH-OH group of donors; flavin adenine dinucleotide binding. Lineage: Eukaryota; Fungi; Basidiomycota; Agaricomycetes; Agaricales; Omphalotaceae. The transcript is spliced from 17 exons.
GUUGAUCCAAUUGCAACGAUCUUCAGUCGGCAUGGUACAGUAGAUCGCCUAAUAAUGGUCCACAUAUCAAAUCCAUUUGUGGUUGCAAACCUGUGCAGACUGUUGCAGAGUGGACCUGUUUUGAGUCAGGUUUAAUUCAAUUGAUAGGCGGUGGGGGGAGCUGGAUAAAAGGAAGGGAUAUUUUCUCUAUGACCUCCAUUCACAUUUCUUUUCGUAUCUUAUACAUUUCCUUCCUUCCUUCCUUCUUCAUUUUAAGAUGCAGUAUCUACUUGGAUUAUCUCUCCUUACACCUUUAGUUUUGGGGGCGGCUGUCAGUAGUCCUCGAGACGCUCGAAUUAAUGGGUUAACCACCGACGCGGCUGGCUUUGCUGAGCAGUCCUACAAUUAUGUCAUCGUUGGCGGAGGAACCGCAGGCUUGGUGUUGGCUGCGAGGUUGACGGAAAUGACCAAUGUAACAGUCGGCGUUAUUGAAGCAGGGUUUUUGAGGGUUGGUGACCCCAAGGUCGAUACUCCCGCAUUUAUCGGCCAAGGUUUACUCGACCCCGACUAUGACUGGAGCUUCCAGUCCGUGCCUCAGACUCAUGUAUCCCAAAGAAAUAUUGCCAUCAGUCGUGGCAAAAUGCUCGGCGGUUCUUCUGGCUUGAAUUUUAUGAUUUGGCAACACGGAUCCCAGCGCGAUUAUGAUUCCUGGGCCCAGCUCGGUAUUAGUAACGGAUGGGACUGGGAUGGCAUUUUGCCGUACAUUCUUAAGGCUGAGACCGUUACCCCUAGUCCUGUUGGGGCCCUUGGCUAUUCAGGUCGCGUCGGGACGAAUAACGACUUCGAAGGCCGCUCUGGUCCUCUGCCUAUCCAGUAUAAUAACUUCUACAGCCCCCUAGAGUCGCCGUACGCGCAAGCAUUGCAGGCCCUAGGCGUUCCAUUCAACCCUGAUCCUGAUGCUGGUAACUCAACAGGCUUGUUCAAUUCUGCAGCUUGUGUCGACGUAAAUACCGGAAACCGUACAUACUCUCCUGUCAGCUACUUCCUCCCCAACCAAGCUCGCACCAAUUUGGUUGUGCUCCAAGGCGCUCAGGUUACUAAAAUCAACCUGACACCUGGUAGUUCUGCAGUUGCAACUGGCGUGGAGUUUGUUGUUGAUGGAAUUACCUACAACGCCAAUGCGACAACCGAAGUGGUACUUAGCGCUGGAACUAUUCAAACCCCCCAGCUCCUCGAGCUCUCCGGUAUUGGCAACCCUACUAUCCUUGAGCAAUAUGGCAUCCCUCUCAUCAUUUCGAAUUCCGAUGUGGGUGAGAAUUACCAGGAUCAUACUCACGUUGUUUCCCAAUUCGAAGUGACCGAUCCGACAAUGCCUACCACAAAUCUGCUCAACACCAAUGCCACUUUCCAGCAGGAACAGGACGCACUCUAUCUCGAUGAUCAUACUGGAAUCUAUACUUACACCGCAUCGGACAUCUCAUUCCACCCAAUGCAACAAUUCUUUUCGCCUAUAGAGCUCGCCUCCUCGAUUGCCCAGCUUCAGAGUGAGAUAGCAGCGGCAAAUUUGAGCGAAUGGCAGACCAAACAAUUCCAAAUUCAACUCUCAGACCUGGAAGCUGGCACUGUCGGACAGAUGGAGCUCUUGUUCUUUGCCGGCGAUAUCGGCGGCGGUGCAGCCAGCGGGACGGAAUACGUUGAUAUUCUCAACUUCGGUUCUCGACACUUCAGUCGCGGUUCAGUUCACAUAGGCUCAGCGGACCCUCUUGCUGCUCCUCUUAUUGACCCCAAUUUCUUCCAAUUCACAAUUGACAAAGAAGUCGUUGUUAAAGGCACUCAGAUCGCCAGAAAUGUGACCCAAACUGCUCCUCUAUCCAGCUUUAUCAAGACUCCUAUCAAUCCCUCCACUAAUGUUACCUCCGAAGCCGACUUCGAGCAAUUCGUACUCGAGAACGUCGGAACUGAAUGGCAUCCUGUCGGUACUGCUUCCCUGGGGCCUCAAGGAGCUGGAGGUGUUGUCAACGACAAUCUGAUUGUAUAUGGAACCUCAAAUCUGCGCGUUGUUGACGCAAGCGUGAUACCUCUACAAAUUGCUUCCCACAUUCAAUCCACAGUUUAUGCUAUUGCCGAGAAGGCUGCUGAUAUUAUCAAAUCCGGGAAUUAAAUUUAACAACCCGCAACACUCAUUAAUCUUCGUUAUAUACAUAUCUAUCUAUUUUUUUUAGAAUUUCUCCUUCACAUUAUUUGUUACAUACGGAUUCUUUUUAUUAUAUCUUCUCUGUAAUCUUAAUCACGGUGCUCCUGGACAAACCAAUCGCUCUUUUUAUCUGUAUUUAUCAUUCUCUAUCCACAGCACAUAGAAUGGCGGAAGUGGUACUAGCCUGACUGUAAUCGUAGUGCUUAUCUUGAAUACUAUUUUGGUUUUUUGGAUUCGAUACAAGG